UAAUAAAAAAUAUAUGGGAAAAGAAAGGGGGUCAGAAAUAAAUAAAGAAAUAGGAGACCUUUUAGGACAUCAAUUCUAUUUUAUAUCUGUGAGAAAAGACUGGGAAAACUGAGGGGAAAAAUUUAUCGGGGAGAGAGAGUUUCAUUGUUCAUGGCUUCUCGCAGGAAACCAUUCAUGAGUAGCUUCAAAAAACCACCAUCGACGAGUUUUGAAGAUCUAACUCCGGUAGCAAACUCUGAUUCGCAGAAUCAUUCAGCAAACCCUUCCAAUCAGGGAUCAUCAUUUGCUUUAAUUGGUAAUCUUCAAUCAAUGAACUCGAUUGAAGAUUCAUUGCCUGGAUUUUUCGAUCAGCAUCAUUCAGAAAAUCGCUCCAAUCGGGGAUCAUCAUCUGCUUCAAUUGGUGAUCUUCAAUCACUAAACACGAUUGAUAAUUCAUUGCCCGAAAGUUUCGAUCAGAUAAAUGAUCAAGAGGAGUGGGAAAAGUAUAGAAAGUGGGCAGCCACUUGUGUAGCUAUGUAUGCUUCAUAUGCUGUCAGCCUUGUCUCAAUUCUUCAUUGUCGUGAUCAUAUAAGGAAGUCAAUUUCAGAACAAGGAGAUUAUGAAAGAUAUGCCCUAAUUAAACGGCUAACGACUUUGGAAGAUGCAGAUUGUCGUAGCCAGUUACGCAUGAGCAAAGAUGCGUUUGCCACACUAGUUAGCAUGCUUAAAAGAACUCAGUUUCUUAGAGACAAUCCUCAAAGUAAAGUAGAAGAACAAGUUGCAAAAUUCCUUCAUAUAAUUGGCCAUAAGGGGCAUAAUCCUUUGAAAAUGGCGGGUAAUUCUCCCCACGAUGGAGGUUUUCCAGGUGCCGGCGAUGAUUUCGAUCCUAUGACUCUACCUCCGAGGACCCGACCUUUCAUUCCCGGGAGGUACCGUCCGCCAGCACACGUUCUUCCACGUGCUGUCUUCCGUCACUUCACCAGCUUUGACGAGCGAGCACCAGUGGAUCUGCUUCUCAGAGAGCCGGAGCAGCAUCUCUCUCAUGAGGCCCGAGAGGGUGGUUCCCGCAGUGUGCGGGGAUAUGGUUCGACCAUGGCGCGGGAUUGGUAUGCCGAGCUGCCGGAGGGUGUCCGAGAUUUGGUAGAUUUGGCAGGAUUUGGGCCCUUCUGCAUCGGGUUGUCACGUUGUCCUGCCAGGAGGACAUUGAUGGCAGCUUUGGUAGAGAGAUGGUGA
Messenger RNA from Camellia sinensis, 1212 nucleotides. Lineage: Eukaryota; Viridiplantae; Streptophyta; Magnoliopsida; Ericales; Theaceae. The record is from RefSeq and is a predicted model, not a curated record.